Molecule: messenger RNA, 518 nt
Organism: Protopterus annectens (West African lungfish)
Lineage: Eukaryota; Metazoa; Chordata; Ceratodontiformes; Protopteridae
Product: SMC5-SMC6 complex localization factor protein 2-like
Exons: 4
Coding region: 1-360 (119 amino acids)
Biological process (GO): DNA damage response; protein localization to site of double-strand break; positive regulation of double-strand break repair
Cellular component (GO): nucleus; site of double-strand break
Source: RefSeq, a predicted model, not a curated record
AUGUUACAGGAAUCACUUGUGCAUCUUUGUUGUGACCUAGAGAAACAUGUUAAAGGGGACAUUAGAGAAGACCCAAGACUGCUGUAUAGAAGUAAGGUGAAAGAUUUAGUGGCCAGACUACAUGCAAAAUGGCAAGAUGUUACACAGAGGUGUAGAUCAUUACAGGGUAAGCUUCAUGAUUAUUGGGAACCUUUGCAUGAAAGCGGAGACCAGAGUAGAGGGAACUCCAGUCCGAAUGAAUCUGAACAGAAACUUUUUACAGAAGUUGUACCACUGCAGAAUGACUUCAGAAGUGCAAAGUAUUACAUGGAUCCUAAAGGAAGUGAAAAAGCCUUGAUGCAAAGUAACCAGUUAGACUGACAUUACACAACCGAGCAGGAGCAACAGUUUUUGAAAUUUAGUAGCCUGAGGCUACCAAAAUAUUUUUCUUGUGCUGCUUUAUUUUUCCUAGUAAUAUCUCAGCAGAUUUCCCUCGGGAAAAGAUUUAAACUUAAUAAAUGGGCUUGUCUUCUAGAGUG